Microthlaspi erraticum is the source of this 1383-nucleotide messenger RNA. The record is from the annotation of a GenBank genome assembly. Lineage: Eukaryota; Viridiplantae; Streptophyta; Magnoliopsida; Brassicales; Brassicaceae.
AUGGAAUCUGGAAGUCUGAAAAUCCCUCUGCAAGAAGCAAGAAUCCCUUCUUCCUUCACUUCCGGUGUUCUCCUCAGCACCUCCGUCGCUGUCUGCGGAUCCUUCUGUUAUGGCUGCGCUAUGUCGUAUUCAUCGCCAGCUCAAUCCAAAAUCAUGGAAGAACUCGGACUUUCUGUGGCAGAUUAUUCGUUUUUCACUUCUGUAAUGACAUUGGGAGGGUUGAUUACGGCCGCGUUUAGUGGCAAACUCGCUGCGGUCAUUGGUCGUCGACGAACAAUGUGGAUCUCAGAUGUUUGCUGCAUCUUUGGUUGGCUCGCUGUAGCGUUUGCACAUGAUACUAUGCUGUUAAAUAUUGGAAGACUCUUCUUAGGAUUUGGGGUUGGUCUCAUUAGUUAUGUGGUUCCUGUGUAUAUAGCAGAAAUUACACCUAAAACAUUUCGCGGAGGAUUCACUUUUUCCAAUCAGCUUCUACAAUGUUUUGGGGUUUCGCUCAUCUUCUUUACCGGAAACUUUUUUCAUUGGCGAACACUAGCUAUUUUAAGUGCAAUCCCAUGUACUAUCCAAGUGAUAGGUUUAUUCUUUAUUCCCGAAUCUCCAAGAUGGCUGGCUAUGUAUGGUCAAGAUCGAGAACUUGAAGUUACUUUGAUGAGACUAAGGGGAGAAAGCAUUGACAUUCUCGAAGAAGCAGCUGACAUCAGAGAAACAGUGGAAAUAUCCAGAAGAGAAUCUCAAAGUGGAGUAAAAGAUUUGUUCCAUAUGAGAAACGCACAUCCAUUGGUCAUUGGAUUGGGACUAAUGCUUUUGCAACAAUUUUGUGGGAGCUCGGCAAUAACUGCUUAUGCUUCUAGUAUUUUCGACAAAGCAGGCUUUCCAAGCGACAUUGGAACGACCAUCCUCGCAACUGUCCUGGUACCACAAUCUAUAGUUGUCAUAUUAACCGUAGACCGAUGGGGACGCCGACCACUUCUUAUGAUAUCUGCUGUUGGUUUGUGCAUAUGCUCAUUUUUAAUUGGCCUCUCUUACUAUCUCCAGAAGCAUGGUGAACUUCAGCAGUUUUGUUCUGUUCUGUUAAUUGUCGGCAUAAUUGGCUAUAUCUCAUCCUUUUGCAUUGGUCUAGGUGGAUUACCAUGGGUAAUAAUGUCUGAGGUAUUUCCGGUGAAUGUGAAAAUUACUGCCGGAAGCCUUGUAACGGUAUCAAACUGGUUCUUUAGUUGGAUUAUCAUUUAUAGUUUCAAUUUCAUGAUGCAAUGGAGCGCUUCAGGAACAUAUUUCAUAUUUUCUGGAGUUUCUCUUGUAACGAUCAUAUUCGUAUGGAUGUUGGUGCCUGAGACAAAAGGUCGAACACUCGAAGAGAUUCAAACAUCACUAGUCCAACUUUCGUAA